GCGUCUAAAUAACCCUCCCCAAUCGCCUAUUAUGAACCGCAAUGAGAUCCUGUGCUGUGUUCGACGUUUUAUCUCCUCCUCUCCCCUGGCCAUGAAAAUGGCCACGCAAUUGCAUUCCCGCACAUCCACCAACCCCUCUGCACUGUCACAGCCUGUAACCUCGCACACACGCUGCAGCAGCCCGUCAGGCCCAUCGUCCUGACACGUUAACAGCUUGUAUGAGCACAAUCUGAAACAUUAUUACUGGCUGGGAGCGAUAACUUUCUCCGAGAGAAGUGGGCAAAAUAAGAUCCAGUGUUACCAGUCCGCCACCUAGCUGCGGAGACGCGCCGACGAAAAUCUGUCGACUGUAUGAUUAUGAAAACACCCGCGCCAAUGUUGUUGCACAGUAGGCUCCGCGCUCCGAUGAGACUGAAACUCGGUUUUAGGUGAUGUUUUAACCUCCGCUGGCCUUAGCUAUGUAAUCACAGCAACAUCUAAUGCACCAAAAAGCUCCCGAUUGCUGUUGGUGUGAAGGGGAGAGCAGGACAGCAACACCUUAACCUCCUGCCUAAACGCAGUUGGCUCCGGGACGCGCUCUCGGUUCAAGCCUAAAAGACAACAGAGAGACCUUCCAUCGCUGGAUAAAGGAGCCCAACUGUACUUGGACUAUUACAGGAUAUUCUUUUUGAAAUCUCCUGACCUACACCUGCAUUCUGCUCAUCACUAGAACCAGGGUCAUUUAAAAGUGUUAUACUGGAAACCCCACAGCAUCCUGCUUCUCCCCCCUGACUUCUCUGAUGGACCAGAGAGUGAAAGGGGGAACCCCUCCAACCACAAACUCCACUCUGGACCCCACCUCUGCAUCUGAAGACUCUGAAGUGGCAGAGAAAAAGAGGAGGGGUGAGGGGGAGAAUGGAGAUGUAGGGGUAAAGGAUGAGGAGAAAAGAGGAGCAGGGAAAAAUAGAGAAGGAGACAAGGGGGCAGUACUGGAGUUGCUCAUCGAGGGGCGCUGUGGAAGCGCAGGGCAGCAACAACUUCAGAUCUCUGGCAGAGAGACCGGCUGCCCUGAGGGUAAUGUACGACUUCGGAUUGAACAGGCCAAACGCACCAAGAAACCACCAAAGAUCUUGGAAAGCUAUGUCUGCAAGCCCACCAUCAGAACCUAUCAGAGACAAGCCAGGGGGGGACUGCUGAGGGGGGAUGGAGAAAGAGGACAGCAGAUCAAAACCAGCUCUACUCCAGAAGAGGCAACCAGAGAUCAACACUCAGGCUUGGAUUCUUGCCAGAGCACAUCCAAACAAUCUGCAUCUGCUUCACCACCACUUGCAUCAUUAUCAUCGGCAUCAUCAUCUUCGUCAUCGCAGCCACUCUCGUUAUCAUCAACAUUUACCACUGCUUCCACCACAGCCUCAGUCCCUACCAUAACCAGCCAAGGGACCAAGUCUGCCAAACAGGUUCCUAUCGCACUGGUCGAUAAGACAGAGGUAAAUUCAAAUGGCUCACAUGAGAAAGUGAAGAAAGAGAAGCUUCCUGCUGUCAAUGGCCAGCCUAUCUCUGCAGGAAACAAACCCUGCUCGCCAAUAACAGAUCAGACAGCUUCAACUACUCCUCCCACCACAUUCAUCCAAGUCCCAUCUCCAUCGGAAACCAGGAAUAAAGGGAAGACCUCCAAGAAACAUAAUGGCUUGGUUAAGACAACAAAACAAAAAGGACUAUUUAUUGGGAAAGGCUCCACCAACAUCCUUGGCACUUCCACCUCAUCAAAAAGCAAGAUUGGAAAACACAGCAGUUCCUCCUCUGUUUCCUCCGUGGACUCCUUGACAAGACCUCUAGCCUCCACCAGUUCCCACAAAGAACUCAGAACUCAGAGUCGGCCAGACUCUCUUUCCUCUUUUUCAGUCACCCCUAAACCACAGUCCUCCCCCACUGUGGAGCUCUCCUCAGCCCAAUCUCAAGAUCAUGGUCCCAUUCUACAGCCCUCACUAGAGAAAAAGAGAGACAAAGAGAGGAAAGCAAAGAAAGAGAAACGGAAAGACAAAAAAUCUAAGCCUGAUAGAUUGGAGGCUGAAAGAGCAAAGAGUGAGAGCAAAAAGGAGGAUGGCAAGAAGAAGAAAAAGGAGAAAGGAAAGGAUGGGAAAUCAAGGCAUAGUAAAGAAAAGGAUGAAAGACAAGUGAGUGAUGAUACAUGGAGGGAUGAGUUAAAGAUUGAAAGAGGAAAGGCUGAGAAAAAGAGGGAUAAGGUUAGCCCAGACAGACAAAGAACAGAGGAUAAUAAAAGUGGUGAGCCAGUUGAUAGUGGCAAAAUAAAUAAAACCUGUAAAGUAGUGAAUUCAGGCCGACCAGAUGAGAUAGACAAGAUGGAUGACAGUUGCAAGCCAGUUAAAGAAGCUGAGCCAGCAACAGCAACAGGUGACACCAGUAAAUCAAAAGAACAAGAUGUCUCAAGACAUUCAACUGUGCCUCCAAGCCACUCCUCUUCUUCCGCUCCUCCCUCUUCGCCCACUCCCUCUGCCCGUGCCCCUGUUUCUCCCCCUUCUUGCCCCCAAGAGCAGGACAGCCGUCCGCUCAAGAAACGUAAAGCCAGGCGGCCCAGCUGGACCAAGCUGGUGCACCGGGCUCAGAGGGCGGAAAAUCAGGAAGCCCCUUCAGAUUUCCAACAUAAUCCUCCACUAAGUUUCUCCCAGAACCCCAAGACGUCCCUUCCUGCCAAGGCCACUAUUCAGCAAACUGAAGAGUCACACCCAUCUCCCUCUGGCUUCUUUACCAGCAGCUCGUACACUCUCUCUUCUGCAACCACACCCACAUCCCCAAAGCAGAGUCACCCCACAUUAGACCAUAGCCCCCCUGUUUCCAGAUGCCCCAUAACCCCUGCCAGAAAAAGGGGCCGCCCCAAAUCCCACAGCUCUAACUUAGAUGAACCUCCCCCUAAACUUUCACCAAAUGCUAUCCCAACUGAGGUGCCUCUUCUGGGGUGUGACGGAGUUCAGAAAACCCCUGUGCUGGAGCCAAGUCCAAAACUGCAGUGUGCCACUCAGUCUAAAUCCAGCCCCAAGAAGCGUGGCCGUCCUCCCAAGCGACCUCUCCCUGAGGACCAGAGUGGAGAUGCACUGAAUCGUAAAUAUUUUCCUCCUCCUGAAAAGGGGAACAGGCAGCUAAAGAUCAGGAGGCUAAUUAAUGAGAUGAAGAAAAGAAAAAAGAGGAGACUUCACAAGGUAAUGCUGUCUGGGUAUGUAGGGAAGGAGGGAAGGGGAGGCCAGGCAGCAGAUGGCGAGACCUCUCUGAGAAUGUGUAAAUCAAUAGAGGCUACAACAGUACACACACUCUCAGCCCUGUCGUCCUCUUUUGGGAGUAAGCUGGGCCCUCAGAUCAAUGUUAGCAAGAGAGGGACCAUUUACAUGGGCAAGAGGCGAGGACGCAAGCCUAAAGCCCAAACAGCUAACCUAAAUUCCAACUCUAAGAAUGCCACCCAGUCGUCCCUGUUCAUCAAUCCCUCUGAAACAUCUCUCUUCUCGUCUAACCAACCCCAGCCUCCUCCCUCUCAUCCAUUUCCCUCGCCAUCCCUUACCCACUCCAGUGGGGCCCAGAGCCCUUAUAGUGAAGGCAGCCUCACAGAACCAACAUCCUCCUUACUUUUUUCUCAUCCCUUCUCCCUCCCCUCCCCAUCAUCCUCCUGCACCUCCCCACGUCCUCCCUCCUCCUCAUCCCUCUCUCCUUUUGUGAAGAAGAGUUGUCCAUGUCAGGGAAGGCAUCACUUCCCCUUUCACCAGUCUUCAUGUAAGCUAUCCUGUCCCACCCCUCCACUGCAUCACACUCCUGGCUCUCCCGGCCACCUGAAAGAGGCCACCCCCUCACCCAGGAGUGAGUCCCACAGUGAGGAGACACUGCCUAGUGAUAGUGGGAUUGGAACAGAUAACAACAGUGUUUCUGAGCGAGCGGAGAUGAGGGGAGUUCGAGGCAUGCUCAGGUUGGGUCAGGGGUCAGGAGUUAUUCUGGGGGGUCAAAGACACCCCUCGUCUCUUGUGGACCGUCCCUCUCCUGUCUCUUCACCUCUCUCUCUCAAGCCCAGACACCCAAACCCAAUCUCCAACUCAACUACUGUGGAGCGGCACAGAGACAGACACAGGCACAGACGAAGGGAUUAUGACUGUUCCUCCUCCUGUACUUGCUUGUGCCCAUGUACCUGCCCAGGACACAACAUGUGCACUCAUUCAGAAUAUUACUCUUGCCUUGGGCAAAAUGCACUGAAGAGGCAGAAAAAUAAACAUAAGAAGAAACAGCUGCACAUGCAAGAUCCAGAGUUUCUGGCUGAACUAGAAGAUCUGGUCGGUCAGUUCAGCGAGGUCCAUAUUGGACGCCGAAGUUGGGCGAGGACAGGAGUGGGACAGGGCUUUGAUGGGAGUGGGAAUGCUGCUGGAGGAAGGCGUCAUCACUCUUCCUCCCAUUCUCACCGCUCCAACAUCUUCAGGAUCAAUCUAAAUGGCUUCUACUCGCCUCACCCUUCAUCUUACUCUGCUAAUCCCUCCUUCUCCCCCCAGCCUUUCUACUCCUGUCAGCCUGUGCAUUGCAACAGGAAGCCUGACCGCAGGCAAUGUGGUUGCCCAUCAAAGUUUCAGGAGAGCAUCGAAAAUAUGGGAUUUUACAGCAGCUAUUCCCCAGCCACGACACUCUACCACCACCUCCCCAGCUCCUACCCGCUGCCCUCUCCACACCAGUACGCCCCCCAUCAGCCCCAUCACGCCCACUUCCUUCUCAAUCCCGCCAGAUUCCACAGGCGUAGGAGCAGGUUGCUGAGGGAGGGAGCUUUAGGUGGAGAGGUUGAGGGAGAUCUAGGAGGAGGCAGUGGAGGAGGCCCACACCUUAGCUCAGGGUUCACAUCCAGCCUCUCCUGUGGCUGUGGGAGGAGCGAACACAAACACAAACAUAAACAACGUCACAAGCACUGCGAACGAGACAUGGAUGAAGAAGAGGAGUUACACGAGGAUGAGGAGGAAGAUGGAAUGGAGAGAGAGAGGUUGGCCGGUUCAAAGUCAAGGUUGGGGUUCAUUUUCGGGCAAGGAGAAAAAGGAAGGAAAGGGGCAAGAGGAAUAAGGAGUAGGUUGUCUAAAGAAUCACCUUGGUUAUGUGAGAAUGGAAAUGAGUCCUUCUCCUCAGCUGCUGCUGCUGCCACAUCAUCAUCUUCAUCUUCAUCAAUGAGGUACAAACACACACCGCUCACCUCACUGGGGCUGGGUUCCUCUCACCUGUCUUCAUUUGGAGGAAGUUGGGGCGGCAUGGGCAAGAGCUGGACAAAAUUUGGGGGCCUGGGAGGGACAGGAUUUGGAAAUUCAACUCCCAUCUGGAGAGGGUUCUCUGGGGAGCAACAUACAGGCAGACUGAUUGCAUCAGAGGGAGAGGACGAAGAUGGUGAGGACGAGUCUUCCCUGUACAGGACAUCCCCAUCCCCAGCACACACCAACCUGUUCACAUCCGCUACCAUGGCAACAGGAGAAAGGGGUCUGAGGGCCGGAUUGGCCGGUAGAAAUACUGGAAGUAGAGACAGGUCAUGGAGGAGAGAUGAGCCAGCAUGGACAGAGAGGAGAGAAGCAGGUUUACAAGGUGACUCAAGAAGCCAGGGGCAGCAGAAAAGUGUGCCAACGCCAGACAGUAUUGCAGGGAAAAACAAAAGAAGGCCAGGACGGCCUAGAAAGCACCCACUGCCCUCUACGGUAUCCUCCCCCACGCACUCAUCUGCAGCUCCCUCCAUGUCAUCACCUGACCUCUUGCCAGGACACAACAGAGAUGGGAGAGAAGUGGGAGUUAGAAAAGAAGAAAGAGGACCAGAGAGAGAUAGACGGGGCGACAUGGUGCAGCAGGUGACAGAGUUGGAGCUGCAGGCCAGGAGAAAGAGAGGACGGAAGAGAAAACAUGAUGACUCUCUGUGUCAUCAGAGUGUCGCUGAGGAUAAACCCGAGUGUGACACGCCCUCCGAAUGUUUUAGCCAAUCAGAUGUCGUGCAGGCGCCAUCUCAACCAGUAACCAUCCAAAGAGACGAGAGAGCAGACGGGCCUCCCAGGAAGAAGUUUCUGAGGGCGGGUCUUUACUCUGAUGAUUACAAAACUGCAGACCCGCCCUCCCAAGCCCAGCAGUUGUGCAGAGAGAGUAUGGAAUACACUCCGGGGGAGAAUGGAUAUAGUCUUUUACCUGCUCCCAUACAUGUCGGGAAGUACCUGAGGCUGAAGCGGCUUAAUUUCCAGUUACCUUACGAUGUUAUGUGGCUGUGGCAGAACAAUCAGCUUCAAAGGCAGCCUGCUGUCCCCCUGAAGAGGAAGCGCCGUUACUGCCGGCUGAAGGAGAGGACUGUAUCCUUUCAACAAACGGAGGAGUGCUCUAGUGACAUUACCAGCUUGUUUCCUCACCUCGACAUGGAGCCUUUAACCAGCAGCGAGAGGAGCUUUGUCAUGAAACACCACGUAUUCCUCGUGAGGAACUGGGAGCUUGUGAGAGACAGACAGAUCCGACUGAGGAUAGAGAAGGAAAGGAAGAGAGACGCAGAGGGAGAGGACAGCGACUCACAACAUCUGUCCUGUGAUGGAGCCAAUGGGGACGACGGCCACAUCAAGUCAGAUCAGCAAGUGGGGGUGGAGGUGACGGUUAUCAGCAGUGACCUCCACCAUCAGAGUCAGGAUACCUCUAGCUCACUCACUGCCAGCCUCUGUCCUACCAAAACCAAGAACAGAGUACAGGAAGAGGGAGAGGGAAAAAAACGAGGGGAAGAAGAGCUCUGCGGCAGAGAACAGAGGAGGAAACGGCUAAAUGAUUUACUUUUGACCCUGCAGCAGUAAUAAGCUAAGAGAGAGUAUCUUGCCUUUACGUAGGUGGGACCACUCUGAGAAAGGGACCAGGCCCACCACUGGACAGAUGGACAGGAACUGACGUCACAACACUGCUAUUAUCAGUAGUAGUGCUACGGAGAACGAGCGAGAAAAAGAGGAGAAGAGAGAUGGAAAAUUAUAAAGGCUGAAAAAUGCGAGAGAGACGUCUCACACACUGACAGAUGAGUGUUGUGAACCUAUGGCUCUGAAGGGCAUCACACCAAGGAUGAAACCAUGGCAACACAUUUUGUCCAAGCGGCAAGGGAUGAGAUAAACUGAGAUAGACUGUGCCAGAUGAAAGAAAGAAGAGAAACAGACCAGCUGACAUGAAUUUGCACUAGUGCUGGAUGAUCAAGCACACUAAAGACUGUAUGUACGUAUGCUGAGUGGACACACACACACACAAACACACACACACACACCUUGAUUGCUCUUACUUCGGCACCUUAAGCAAACUUGGAAAGACAGACAUUGUUGGGAGACUGAAAGUGGACAUAUACAGUAUGGUACUGAGCAUUUCGGCUCUGACGUUUCCAAGAGACGAGGAGCUCAGGAGCUGCCCGGGGGAACAAAAAUGUAUCCUGGGCCCUAAGUAGGUCAAAAUUGAACCCUAAUUUACUCGUUAAGCUUCAAAGUCACAUUGCACCUUUGGGAAAUGACACAAGGAGAAGUGAACCAGUUGAAAGCUGUUGAGACAGUGGUUGGGUUUUUCUUCACUUUACCAAGAGUGUCUGCUAUGUACCAGUGAAUAGGCAGGAGAGGGGGUGGGCUUGGUGAUUGGAAUUUUGGCAUCGCUGCAAGAGAAUUUCUAAUGAGGUUUAAGAAAGAAGUUAUUUUUGGAAAAAAAAGACAGCUUGGGCAAUGUCUGCAAAAAAGAUGGACAAAAUAUAUUCAUGAUAGGAAUGUUUAUUGUUGACUAUUUUCAGUAUUGCUUCCUGGGUAAGGGAUAGAGGGGGGUUAAAAGUCUUUUGUUUACUUCAGACUGCCUUUGGGAAUGUUUUUGCUUCAUAGCAUUGACAAUCAGAAUGUCUUGGGGGGGAGGGGGGGAGAAAUCUAAAAUUGAUUUGCCCCACAUGCUCCGUAGAAGUGCCAUGUUGUCUUGUGUACGUACCUAAGCAAACUCAUGCAGUCUUUAAAAGCAAUAUCUCCUCUGAUAAGGACUAUAUAUGGACUUUCUUUGUUAGUUUUCUUUUGUGAAUAUUUGAGGAUUGGAGGUAAUUUUUCUGUACAGUUGCAUAGUCGAUUGUUCUCAUUUUAGGAGCAUUGGAUUAAUCCACUCAGUGGAAGUAACCAUAGGCGUUUAGUUUCAUGUGAAUGUACGUAGAGAGAGACCUGUUUUCUUCUUAUCAGCAGUAGCGUGUAAAAUGAGUAUUAUACAUUACAAUACUAUUGGGAUAACACAUACAACUUAAUAAUCAAAUCUUUCAUUUUACUAACAUGUUUUAAACAGACUAUACAGCUGACCAAUAUAUCAGUCAUUUGUUCUUAAAAUUGACCAUGAUUGUUUGAGUUUUUUUGUAGGAUUACAUAAUUACAAACUUUUUUUAGCUGAGUGUUUUGUUUUUUUAUUGGUCAGACAAUCAGUGACAGUGAAUUAGUUUUUUCAGUGUUAAAUUCCCGCUCUCUCUCAGUAGUGUGGCUUUUAAUAACAAGCCAAGAAAGUGCAAUUUCUUUGACUGUUUACAUUCUGUAUGUAUAUUUUUCCUCUUUCCUUUUUAACUAAGAGCACUACAUUAUUGCCAGUGGAUGAUUAACUUUAUAGCAAAGGUCCACAUAAAGAGUUAUUUAUCUAGUUUGCAUGACAUGUAACCUUUGCCUGUUGCCUCUAAUAAUGUGCAUCUGAAAAAAACAUCAAAAACAAUUAUAAAUCAAUGCCAUAGAAUGUCAGCUCAGACUUUUUUGCCUAUAUAACCAUAAUAAUAAAAGCAUUUUAUGUCUAAUACUA
Messenger RNA from Etheostoma spectabile (orangethroat darter), 8778 nucleotides. Its product is annotated as histone-lysine N-methyltransferase ASH1L. The record is from RefSeq and is a predicted model, not a curated record. Gene Ontology annotation, molecular function: histone H3K4 methyltransferase activity; DNA binding. Bases 780 to 6803 code for a protein of 2007 amino acids. The transcript has 14 exons. Gene Ontology annotation, biological process: regulation of DNA-templated transcription. Lineage: Eukaryota; Metazoa; Chordata; Actinopteri; Perciformes; Percidae. Gene Ontology annotation, cellular component: nucleoplasm.